UUUCCUUUUCAUAUUUUUCAUUCAUUUAUUUGCAAACAGAAUACACCUUCUUUAAGAAACAUUAACCAACUUUUUCCCUUUAAAGCCACAACCCCCCUCUCACCUCUCUUCAAACAAUCAAACUCACUCAUUAUCCACCAUGGGAGAAGGUGAAGUAGUGAACCCAGAAGAAGAGCAGAGAGUUCUGGAUAUUAGCAUCAAAGACCUCUCCAAAAAGCUCGAAGAAUUCGCCAAGGCGAGAGAUUGGGAGAAAUUUCAUAGCCCCAGAAACCUUCUCCUCGCUAUGGUAGGUGAAGUGGGAGAACUUUCAGAAAUAUUCCAGUGGAGAGGAGAGGUGGACAAAGGGUUGCCAAAUUGGGAAGAGGCAGAUAAGGAGCAUCUUGGCGAAGAGCUAUCAGAUGUUCUUCUAUAUCUUAUCAGGUUGGCCGAUAUUUGCGGCAUUGAUCUCGGCGAUGCUGCCGCCAAGAAGCUUGUCAAAAAUGCAAUCAAAUACCCACCUAAACCCCUUUUGAAGUAACUCCAUUAUGUAAUAACCUGCCAUUUUUGCCUGCAACUUGAGCUUGGAAGCAAAAAAAAAAAAGAAACCAUUCUGCAGUAACCCUGGUAGAGAAAUUCGAAUAAAAAUAACUACUUCUAU
Molecule: messenger RNA, 637 nt
Organism: Mangifera indica (mango)
Lineage: Eukaryota; Viridiplantae; Streptophyta; Magnoliopsida; Sapindales; Anacardiaceae
Product: dCTP pyrophosphatase 1-like
Exons: 2
Coding region: 140-517 (125 amino acids)
Biological process (GO): nucleoside triphosphate catabolic process
Molecular function (GO): nucleoside triphosphate diphosphatase activity
Source: RefSeq, a predicted model, not a curated record